GGAGAAUUAAAAAUUAAUCAAUAAGCAAAACAAAUUUUGGUAAAAUGCCAGUUUUUCAUACAAAAACCAUCGAGAGCAUUUUAGAUCCUGUAGCACAACAGGUUUCUCGCUUAGUUAUUCUGCAUGAAGAAGCCGAAGAUGGAAAUGCUAUGCCUGAUCUCAGUCGACCAGUGCAGGUUGUUUCAGCCGCUGUCGCAAACUUGGUGAAAGUCGGUCGUGAUACCAUUAACAGUUCGGAUGACAAAAUUCUGCGUCAAGAUAUGCCACCAGCAUUGCAACGCGUUGAGACUGCUUCGCAGUUACUGGAAGAAGCCUCCGAUAUGUUGCGUGUUGAUCCCUAUUCGGGACCUGCACGUAAAAAGCUGAUAGAAGGAAGCCGCGGUAUACUGCAAGGCACCUCAUCGCUAUUGCUUUGCUUCGAUGAAUCGGAGGUGCGCAAAAUUAUACAAGAAUGCAAACGUGUACUCGAUUAUUUAGCAGUCGCUGAAGUCAUCAAUACCAUGGAGGAUCUAGUGCAAUUUCUUAAAGACUUAUCGCCAUGGUUAAGUAAAGUAUCGCAGAAGGUAAGUGCCCGUGAAAAGGAGCUUACACAUCAGGUGCAUAGUGAAAUUUUGGUGCGUUGCCUAGAGCAAGUUAAGAUUUUGGCUCCAAUACUAAUCUGCAGCAUGAAGGUUUAUAUACAUAUAGUAGAGCAGCAAGGUAAAGGUGUAGAAGAGGCAGCAGAAAAUCGCAAUUAUUUGGCCUCGCGCAUGAGCGAUGAAAUUCAGGAAAUUAUACGUGUUCUUCAGUUAACUACCUACGAUGAGGACACAAGCGAAUUGGACAAUUUGACGGUGCUGAAAAAGCUGAGCAAUGCUAUUCAUAAUAAAAGCGAAUUAGCGAACGACUGGCUCAAUAAUCCGUACGCAUUGAGAGGAGGGGUAGGCGAGAAAGCAUUGCGUCAAAUUAUUGAUAACGCUAGCGAGAUCUCAGAGCGUUGUUUGCCCCAAGAUUCUUAUCCAAUACGCCGGUUAGCUGAUGAAAUUACUGCCAUGACUAAUGGUUUAUGCGAAUUGCGACAGGAAGGCAAAGGUACCACGCCCCAAGCGGAAUCCUUAGCCCGUAGUAUACGCGAAAAAUUAGGCGAUAUGCAACAUUUGAUUCGUAAUGCUGUAAUUGGUGUGGAUAAGGCAGGAGUACAACAGACAGCACAUACUAUACAGGGCAGAUUGGAACAAGCUGUUAAAUGGCUUCAAAACCCUGAAUUGAAUGAUGGCGGUUUAGGCGAACGGGCCGUCAGUUUAAUAGUGGAAGAAGGCCGUAAAGUGGCUGAAGGUUGUCCUGGCCAUCAAAAGGCUGAAAUCAUGCAAUUGUGUGAUGAGGUGGAACGUUUAAAACGCCAAGCUGGCGGCCAUACUCCCGCGGCGAAAGAGGCGGCCAAAAAGCUUACUAUGAAAUUGCACGAACUGAAAGCCGCCGUACAAAACGCCCUAGUUAAUCGCAUCGUGCAAGACUUUAUGGAUGUUAGUACACCGCUAAAACAAUUUACGGAUGCAGUUAUGCUACCCGAAGGUACUCCGGGAAGGGAACAGAAUUUCAAUCAGAGAUCCAACAAUCUACAAGCUUUUUCUGAUCGCGCCUCAAAGACUUCCCGUAUGGUAGCGGCCGGUGGAGCUUGCGGCAAUAAAAAGAUAGCCGAAAUUCUAUUGUCCUCGGCUGGUCAAGUGGACUCAAUGACACCCCAGCUUAUCAACGCUGGACGCAUACGUAUGAAUUAUCCAGCUAGCAAAGCAGCCGAUGAACAUUUACAAAAUCUUAAGCAACAAUAUGCGGACACAGUCCUACGUAUGCGUACCCUAUGUGACCAGGCUACCGAUCCAGCUGAGUUUAUUAAAACGUCUGAGGAACACAUGCAAAUGUAUGCGAAACUCUGUGAAGAUGCCAUCCAUGCUAAACAGCCGCAAAAAAUGGUAGACAACACUUCAAAUAUAGCUCGUCUAAUUAAUCGCGUGCUCCUGGUGGCUAAACAAGAAGCUGAUAAUUCAGAAGAUCCUCAAUUUACCGCGAAGUUAAAUACAGCUGCUAAUCGACUAGAGAAUUCAUUGCCCGCUAUGGUGGGAGAUGCUAAGCGCGUGGCGACUAACAUAAAUGAUCCGGCAGCUGCACAAGCUUGGAAAAACUCUUUCCAAAGGCUCUUAGCUGAUGUCAAAGACGUGCGUUCGGCUAUAGCACCACCUGCUCCUCCACUACCCGACUUACCACCACCCCCACCUAUUCCAGAGUUAAGUGCCUUACAUUUGAAUGAAGUUGAUCGCGCCCCUCCAAGGCCUCCACUGCCACGCGAAGGCAUACCUCCGCAAAGGCCACCUCCGCCAGAGACCGAUGAUGAGGAUGAGGGCGUAUUUCGUGCCGUGCCUCAACCCAAUCAACCAAUUUUGAUAGCUGCACGUGGACUUCACCAAGAAGUACGUCAAUGGUCCUCUAAAGAUAAUGAAAUCAUAGCGGCUGCCAAACGUAUGGCCAUUUUGAUGGCGCGUCUUUCCGAUUUAGUACAAUCGGACUCGCGCGGCAGCAAACGCGAGUUAAUAGCAACUGCCAAACAAAUAGCCGAAUCCUCAGAAGAUGUUACCCGAUUGGCUAAAGAGUUAGCUCGUCAGUGCACUGAUCGGCGCAUACGUACGAACUUAUUGCAAGUUUGCGAACGCAUACCCACUAUCGGAACGCAAUUAAAGAUCCUUAGCACUGUUAAGGCUACCAUGUUAGGUGCUCAAGGGUCAGAUGAAGAUCGUGAAGCUACCGAAAUGUUAGUAGGCAAUGCCCAAAAUUUAAUGCAAAGUGUUAAAGAAACUGUACGGGCUGCAGAGGGAGCGAGCAUUAAAAUACGUUCAGAUCACACGAACCGAUUGCAAUGGGUGCGUCGUCAACCUUGGUACCAAUAUUAACGUUAAUAAGAUUUUCUUGAAAAAACCCGCUUAACUUUUCAACAAUUUUAAGUGCCUUAAAGUUAUUUAUGUUAAAUGUUUUGCUCAGAGUUUUGCUUUGAGUUUUCUAUAACUAUUUUUCU
Molecule: messenger RNA, 3043 nt
Organism: Glossina fuscipes
Lineage: Eukaryota; Metazoa; Arthropoda; Insecta; Diptera; Glossinidae
Gene: Vinc
Product: vinculin
Exons: 6
Coding region: 45-2921 (958 amino acids)
Biological process (GO): cell adhesion
Cellular component (GO): actin cytoskeleton
Molecular function (GO): actin filament binding; structural molecule activity
Source: RefSeq, a predicted model, not a curated record